UUAUCACGUCGUAAAGUUACAAACUAAAAAGUGCUCGAUUUUGUAUAGUAAAUAUCUGCAGAGCUACGAAACUAUGGACCAGAACUGGGCUGCCGAGCAGAACAUCUUCGAGGUCACCCAGAAGACGGAGAAGAAUCGCCACCAAACGGACAUCGAGCGCCUGGCGAAGACGCACUGGCUCAGCGACUAUGCCCGGGACAUAUUUUUGACCAUGCGGGAGCAGGAACUUCGCCGCCUGCCCAUGUUUUUCCUUUCGUCGCAAGUGGACGAUCGCCCAAAGCUGCUGCAGUUCCUCCAACUGAUGGUCCGCACCCACAAACUGAGUCGCUGUGCACUGCACUUGGCCGUUUACUACCUGGAUCGCUUCCUCGACUACUACAGAGUCCGACCAGAUAAGCUGUUCCUAGUGUCCAUCACCUGUCUUCACCUGGCAGCUCAAAUCGAGAACACCGAUGCGUUCAUACCGCGCUUCAGCGAGUUGAACCAAUUGGUGCGGAAUGUCUACACAAUAUCCGAAUACAAGGUGGUGGAGAGGAAGCUGCUGUGCUUCCUCAACUUCGAGCUGGUGCGUCCCACAACGGCCAGUUUUGUGGAGCUGUUCGCCUGCAGCUUCCUCACUCGCUCCGACUUUGCGGCCUACAUUGAGAUGUUGGAUGAGUGCGAGAGGGAUCAUAAUAUACAGCCGUAUCGGCGGUACGGAAGCUUCGAACAAAUGCUGGCUAGCCUGGCUCAGCAGCUGCUCCGCCUGGCCGACUACACAUUGAACAUUUACAGCUUCUCCAAUGAUUCACCCUCGCUGUUGGCCGCCGCCUGCAUUGCUGCGGUGCGGCAGGUCAGCGGGGUCAAGCGCUGGUCGCAGUACCUCAUCGGACUGACCUCCUACACCGAGGCCCAUGUGCAGCCCUACAUGGACGUGCUGACCGACUACUAUUACUAUCAGACCAUUCAGAAUGUCUGCGAGUGUCCCGUCGUCCCGAACAACCAGACUCUAUCGAGUCCCGACUCUGGAUUCGAGGAGUCGCUGACUGAGAACACGCAGCUGCUGGUCUCCGAUGAAGUGGUCACCGUGGAGGUGGAGACCUACAACAUCAUCACCGUGCAGCUGCAGAACACAGCCCCAGAGUCUUCAAAAGCCCUACCUGAAAUACAAUCCCAUCUGAAGCGCCCGCGCUUCGAAGAUAAUCCUGAUACGCCCCGUCCAUCUAAGCAAGCCAGGUUCCAAAACGAACCCAAAGGUUUGCAAGCCGAAAAAUAGUAAGAACUAUUACCAUUUAAAAGAAAUCGAAAUAGUCUCAAGGUUCCUAAGAAAUCAUUAACGUAGAUAUCAGCCUGUUCAAUUGAGUUGAACGCGCGACAUAUCGAAAUCGUAUUAAUCUGCUUUAAUAUAUAUGU
Messenger RNA from Drosophila biarmipes, 1392 nucleotides. RefSeq names its product cyclin-J-like protein (gene CycJ). Gene Ontology annotation, molecular function: cyclin-dependent protein serine/threonine kinase regulator activity. Gene Ontology annotation, biological process: regulation of cyclin-dependent protein serine/threonine kinase activity; mitotic cell cycle phase transition. The record is from RefSeq and is a predicted model, not a curated record. Bases 74 to 1255 code for a protein of 393 amino acids. Gene Ontology annotation, cellular component: centrosome; cyclin-dependent protein kinase holoenzyme complex; cytoplasm. The transcript is spliced from 4 exons. Lineage: Eukaryota; Metazoa; Arthropoda; Insecta; Diptera; Drosophilidae.